Pterocles gutturalis (yellow-throated sandgrouse) is the source of this 493-nucleotide messenger RNA. Its product is annotated as dynein assembly factor with WDR repeat domains 1-like. The record is from RefSeq and is a predicted model, not a curated record. NCBI's taxonomy places the organism in Eukaryota, Metazoa, Chordata, Aves, Pterocliformes, Pteroclidae. Gene Ontology annotation, molecular function: protein binding. The annotation marks the transcript as partial. The transcript is spliced from 5 exons.
GAUGUUACAUACUUUAAGAGGUCACCGCGCAGAGAUUAGCAGUGCACAGUUCAACUGGGACUGUUCUCUCAUUGUCACCGGAUCAAUGGACAAAACAUGCAUGCUGUGGAAUGCUAUGACUGGGUUGCACAUAGCAACUUUAAAAGGUCACAGUGAUGAAAUAUUGGAUGUCUGCUUUGAUUAUACUGGCCAGCGUAUUGCAGCUGCCUCUAGUGAUGGAUCAGCAAGAGUCUAUAAUGCAGAGACAAAAGAGUGCAUUGCAGAGCUACAAGGGCAUGGAGGUGAAAUUUCAAAGAUAUGUUUCAGCCCUAAAGGCAAUCGUAUACUAACAGCAAGCUCUGAUAAAACAGCUCGACUCUGGGAUGCUGCUACUGGACACUGCCUUCAGAUAUUAGAGGGUCACGCUGAUGAGAUAUUCUCCUGCGCUUUCAAUUACAAAGGCGAUAUAAUCAUUACAGGGAGUAAGGAUAAUACCUGCAGAAUAUGGCACUGA